Molecule: messenger RNA, 1563 nt
Organism: Ctenopharyngodon idella (grass carp)
Lineage: Eukaryota; Metazoa; Chordata; Actinopteri; Cypriniformes; Xenocyprididae
Gene: nipsnap1
Product: nipsnap homolog 1 (C. elegans)
Exons: 10
Coding region: 133-969 (278 amino acids)
Cellular component (GO): mitochondrion
Source: RefSeq, a predicted model, not a curated record
CAUGAAUCAAAGGCGCACAUGGAGCUUAAGUCCAACAGUUCACGCGAGUCAAACAUUAACUCCGGGUAGCGAGUGUGUCGCAACAACUGCAACUUCAUAUAGACGCGAAUCUAUAAACAACACGCGAGAAUAAUGGCGACAACACGAUCUCUACAUAUCCUCAAGAGACAGCAGCAUUUCCUUAACAAGGUGCAUUCAGCAUGGGUGGCCAGAGGUUUUGCAAAUAAAAGUGAUGAAGGCUGGUUGAGUUCCAUGUUUGCACACAAAGUGGAUGCCAGGAAAGAUGCCCACUCCAAUCUGCUCUCCAAGAAAGAAACCAGCAACCUCUACAAGAUUCAAUUUCACAAUGUCAAGCCAGAGUGCAUGGAGGCAUACAACAAACUGUCGGAUGAGGUACAGAAAGAACUCCAUCGUGAUGCAGAUUAUCCGUGUGAAGUCAUUGGAAGCUGGAACACCUGGUAUGGUGAACAGGAUCAAGCAGUGCAUCUCUGGAGAUACUCUGGUGGAUAUCCUGCUCUUAUGGAGUGUUUGCGCAAACUCAAUCUCAAUACGACGUAUCUUGCAUUUCGAAAAGAAAGAAGCAAAAUGUUGAUCUCCCGACGCAACCAGCUUCUUCUGGAGUUUAGUUUCUGGAACGAGCCUGUGCCCAGAAUUGGCCCCAACAUUUAUGAACUGAGAUCAUAUCAACUACUACCUGGUACUAUGAUCGAAUGGGGAAAUCAUUGGGCUCGAGCAAUCAAAUACAGACAGGAAAACAAUGAAGCAGUGGGCGGCUUCUUCACACAGAUCGGUGAUUUGUAUGUUGUUCAUCAUUUAUGGGCUUAUAAAGACCUGCAGUCUAGAGAAGAGACAAGAAACGCUGCUUGGUUAAAAGAGGGCUGGGAUGUCAAUGUGCACUAUACAAUGCCUCUUAUCCAAAAGAUGGAAUCGAGAAUUAUGAUUCCAAUGGAACAUUCUCCUCUGCAGUAAAAUCGACAGUGUUUCACCUAUAGACAAUCCAUCUGGAAAUCGAAUUUCAUGUAGAGUUUUGUUCUGACUUGACUCAAACACAUCUGAACCAGAUGAUCAAGAUCUUCAUGUACUCUUGAAGAAGACAGUUGUGUUAGAGUAGAGCGGGACCUAAACUCUGCAAGAAGGCAGAGCAAAAUGCCGGUGUUCAAGCCAUUCUGAGAACUACAAUGACAAACCUCAGUGCCUUUGUAUGAGACUGUUUGAGUGUAAAAUUAAAAUAGUAAUCUGAUAAAUGUGUGUAUGUAUGUGUAUAUAUAUAUAUAUAUAUAUAUAUAUAUAUAUAUAAAAUUUGAAAAUUAUAGUCUUGUUUGUAGUCUCAUUGUUUUCUUUUCUGGUGCAUCAUUUGGCCUGUUUGGUCUGUUGGGGUGCUUGAUGAAACUUUUAUCUGAAAUGCUGUUGCCUGUCUACAUAGCUUUACAUCGGCAAUUAAAACAUAUUUGUUAAAUUGAAUGCAGUUAUCAGAAUACUUUAUUUUGAUGUCCUUAAUUUGAGUACAAAUAUCAAAAACUCAAUUUUUAUGUGUAUAAUAAUAAAUGCAUACAUUUCUGCUGA